Molecule: messenger RNA, 969 nt
Organism: Caenorhabditis remanei
Lineage: Eukaryota; Metazoa; Nematoda; Chromadorea; Rhabditida; Rhabditidae
Exons: 7
Coding region: 1-969 (322 amino acids)
Molecular function (GO): ubiquitin protein ligase activity; protein binding
Source: RefSeq, a predicted model, not a curated record
AUGACAACAUCACCAUAUAACCUAGAUGAUAGUAGUGAAGAUGAGCAACGUGAAAAGAGGGAAAAACUGAAAAAAUCACGCAUGGUGUUUGCUAAUUGUUACAUGUGCCAAAUCGACCCGUCUGUACAACAUUUACACACACUUGGUAAUGGUGCAGAUAUUGAAAAACUGAAAAAAAGGAGAAUGACCCCACAAGUUAUGGAUCAAUUUCAUGAGAAACUGAACCUUAAAAACGCUCCAGAAUCAACCCUCAAAAGUGAGAAUAUAAGAGAAAUCAAAAAAGGAGGGACCUUUUACACUUUAAAGUGUCUGAAAACUGUGCGAAGGUCUGAAUACGGCGAUCAUUGUCUGUCACAGCACACACAGUCGAUUGACCAGAUGAACGAAAUGAUUUUGAGAUGCCCAAACUGGACGAGAGGAUGUCAGUUUAGUACACACCGAGUUCGUCCAAAAACGGGAAAGCUAAAAUUCCACCCAACAACUGCUACAUUAUCUCACCAACCUGUACCUGAUGCUCAAUUUGUCCAAGACGACGGCUCUCCUUCUAAUAGAACUCUUGAUAAUCUUCCACUUUGGUGCUAUGAGCUGCUGGCAAUGUAUUUACCCAGUUCAUCACUGUAUAACUUAUCCUUGACUAGCAGAAAACUGCGUGAAGUAGUUUUCAUUGGGUGCAAUAAACGCUGUUAUAUCGAAUCCGUGUGGCACCCACUAAAGAAAGGAAGUUGGAUUCAGAAAGACUUUGUUUGGAAGAUUAGUUCAACGGAGCCACCACCAGCAUUAGAGUGGGCAGUACCUGUCGAUCUUUCACACCAUAUUUCACAAUGCUCGUAUUUCGAUGGCGUUGUGUAUGAAGAAAAACUUAUUCCUGUAUUUCCGAGAAACUUGGAGAACGAUAUCUGGAAUGGUUUCACAAAUGAACUCUCGGAGAAAUCUAUUCGAGCAGAGAUACAAGAUAUUUUGGAUGAAUGA